CCUUCGUCUCGUCUCGCCGAAGCAGUCACUCGCUCGUCCGAAAGCGCCCUGCGGCUGAAUGUCUGUCUGUCUGACAACUGAGGGGCUGAGAAUGACAAUUCAAUCGUUCCGUGUCGCCAUGCGGGUUGGAGGACUGGGAAUGUUAGCGUCGCUGAACCGCAUCCAAUGCUGUUGAAAAGGGGGAGGAGGGACGCCAUGCCCGGUCCACCUUCUUGCGCGGGGAGCCUGUCAUUACCCCAACUGGCUGCAUAAUCCGUCCCCAGAACCCCGCUCCGCUGGCAGCCAGGUACCAGGACACCAACUGUCCCGAUAUCCCCGCUCCCUCCCCGAAGCCGACACUAUCAGGCAGAAUCAGCAUGGUCGCCGAACUCAAACAGACGGAUCCGGAAGGUACCGCAAACUUAGAGCUCUUCAGGGACUGCCUCUCCGCCGUGCUCGUCAAGCGUCUCUCCCCCUCGCCGAGCAAGAAGCCCCGGAGGAAGUCCAGGCCCAGGCGUUGUGGUCCCCACCCAAAAUCUAACGCCACCGGCUGCCACGCCCGCAGCCCCGAGGAGUCCGUGGGCGCGGGGUCGGGCGCGCCACUUUUCGGGCGCAUCCUCAAGCCAUCAGCCGCAGCGAUCCUGCCCGUCACUGAUGGCGACACGCGAGACGGCGACGGCGCUGAUGCUGCUACCGCCGCCGAAGAGCUUGGCGAGUUCAUCGAUUACAUCGCCGCCUCCUCCUUUGCGGCCCUCCCGGAGGACCUUCGCUCGCUCAGCCACCGCGGCUGGGCCGAGGACCAGGCCCUGAGCUCCAGAUAUCCGCUGCCCCUGACGGGCGGGUCCCUCCCCAACGUCCUGCCGUGCGCCCUGGACCCGCACGUGGUCGACUCGCUGCAGGCCUACGGCGUCCUUCCCUCGUCGUCCCUGUCGUCGUCGUUGUCGCCGUCGUCCACCUCGGCGGCAGAGGACCUCCUAGCCCCAGUCCUGAAUGACUACAUCGAGGCCGCCACCGCGCCCCCGCCGCCGCGCGUGGCGCGCGGCGCCGCCGAGGCCUGCGAGAUGUGCGGGCGCGGCUGGAUCAACCUGUCGUACCACCACCUGAUCCCGCGCAUGGUGCACGACAAGGCCGUGCGCCGCGGCUGGCACCGCGAGGACGAGCUGCAGAACGUCGCGUGGCUCUGCGGCGCCUGCCACCGCGCCGUCCACCGCUUCGCGCGCCACGAGGACCUCGCGCGCCACUACUACACGGUCGAGCGCCUGCUGGCCCAGGAUGAGCUGGCGGCCUUUGCCCGGUGGGUCGGUAGGUUGCGCUGGAAGAAGAAGUAGGCGGGGUUUUUGCCCAUCAUGAGAGUGCAUGAUUCGGUAUUCAUCCUGUGUGCAAAGUGUUCCCCGGACCAGGGACUCGAUCUGGCAUUCUUGUGAUUUUAUUCGACUUUGUCAACUCCCAGGAAUGCCUACACAACCUGGCGGCGAGGUCGUUCUGAUUUGGGGCCCAGUGUGGGAAUGGGCAAAUGCCACAAUUAACAAUUCGAAUCUAACUCGCUCUCCGGGUGGCGCGGUUGUAAAAAGGGGAAGAAGAAGAAGAAAAGAACAAGACAAAGUAAACAAACUGCCUUCCCGCUGCAGUUCACGAAGCCGCCUUGGCCGUCCACAGGCCAAAAGAACAAAAGAGAACGAGAAAGAAAUUUGUUAUACACGCAACCGGGCGCUGCUGAGCCCCGGCUUUGCCUCUCCCGAAACCCUAGUGCUUCGCUUUUGAGUAAUUCUCGGGAUCAAGAAAAGCCCCUGCGUCGCUCCCAUCUCCCUCCGCUUACGGGAGCAAGGCACGCGCCACGGCGAGGGC
This is a messenger RNA of Gaeumannomyces tritici R3-111a-1, 1824 nucleotides long. RefSeq lists its product as hypothetical. Gene Ontology annotation, molecular function: nucleic acid binding; endonuclease activity; zinc ion binding. The record is from RefSeq and is a predicted model, not a curated record. The transcript has a single exon. NCBI's taxonomy places the organism in Eukaryota, Fungi, Ascomycota, Sordariomycetes, Magnaporthales, Magnaporthaceae. The coding region runs from base 357 to 1307 and encodes 316 amino acids.